CGGGAUGGGGCGAGCUCAGCUCCUACACCGCAGGACCUCGGUUGAUCGCCGCGGCGGAGCAGCAGCGGGCGGCGCGGCGCGUCCAGCAGGGCCCGGCCGUCCCCAUGAGCGACGGCCGACCUCACGUGCGCAUCGGACUGGAGGAGCUGAGCUGUGUCGCCAGCACCGACGGCUGGCGGAACGUGCGCGUGCGCGCGCUGGCCCGGCUGGGCGGCUACAACGCGGCCACCAACACGGCCGUGCUGGGGAGCGUCGCCGAGCCGGACGGGCCGCACUUCGUGCCGGUGGACCUGCGACUGCUGGAGGCGCCGCCGUCGGCCGACCUGGUCGAGGUGUUCGGCGAGGUGCAUGUGACCGACGGCCGGCCGUACGUGCUGGCCAAGUUUUUCAGUGACGCGAGCGGCGUGGACCCGGCGCUGUACCAGCGAGCCUCGGAGCAGCUGGGCCGGCUGUUCCCGCGCCUGCAGCGCUGAGCGUCGCCGGCCGCGCCAUGGAGUGCCACGCCGAGACUACCGAGCCGGCGUUCCAGCCGGCGACG
Pollicipes pollicipes is the source of this 538-nucleotide messenger RNA. RefSeq lists its product as uncharacterized. Gene Ontology annotation, molecular function: single-stranded DNA binding. Gene Ontology annotation, cellular component: CST complex. The record is from RefSeq and is a predicted model, not a curated record. The transcript has 4 exons. The coding region runs from base 105 to 473 and encodes 122 amino acids. NCBI's taxonomy places the organism in Eukaryota, Metazoa, Arthropoda, Thecostraca, Pollicipedomorpha, Pollicipedidae.